GAAAAGAAAACGAACCAGGCACUAUUCGGAAGUGUGAUUGGCUGUUGCUAGGAACCGUCUCAAGGCCUUAUGGGCCCUGGUUACGGAAGCCGAGGAAGGCUGAGAGCGGUCUCUCCAGGAAAGUAGUCGCGGAAUCUCAGUUAGCGGUGGAGAGGCGGUAUGUCCGGUUCAAUGGCGACUGCGGAAGCUAGCGGUAGCGAUGGGAAAGGGCAGGAAGUCGAGACCUCAGUCACCUAUUACCGAUUGGAGGAGGUGGCAAAGCGCAACUCCUUGAAGGAACUGUGGCUUGUGAUCCAUGGGCGAGUCUACGAUGUCACCCGCUUCCUCAACGAGCACCCUGGAGGAGAAGAGGUUCUGCUGGAACAAGCUGGUGUAGAUGCAAGUGAAAGCUUUGAAGAUGUAGGACACUCCUCUGAUGCCAGAGAAAUGCUAAAGCAGUACUAUAUUGGUGAUAUCCAUCCGAGUGACCUUAAACCUGAAAAUGGUAGUAAGGACCCUUCAAAACAUGAUACAUGCAAAAGUUGCUGGUCAUACUGGAUUUUACCCAUCAUAGGCGCUGUUCUCUUAGGUUUCCUGUACCGCUACUACACAUCGGAAAGCAAAUCCUCCUGAGGAGGCCUUGCUGAAGUUGGAAAGUGCAUCCAUUUUGGGGUGAAAACUAGAGACUUGCUUGGGGGCUGCAGAAGUGCCCUCUUCUUGAAUCCUGCCAGUUGCAUUCUUCCCCCUUGGAGCCAAGACGAUUGGCCAGACAUCCACCUCAGAUCUGGGACCAGUGUUCUCCAUCUCUCAGAGCCUUACUCCCAAAGUACCUGCUCACUGUUCUGUGUCAAAUGAUUGCCGGUGUUUCCUCUCUUCACUGGUUUCCAUGAGUACCCUUAUAUUUCAAAACUUCCUGUUCAUAAGUUAUAGUGACAUUGCUCUUUCGUAAAAAUGCCUGCUUUCCAAUACUUUGAUUGCACAUUAGACAUUCUUAACAGGGCGGCAGUCUAGUGUUGAAACUUUUAUUUUUUCAUUUUUCUUUUAAGUAAAUUUUUAAAAAAAUUUCUGAUUUAGGGCUGGGUGCGGUGGCUCAGGCCUGUAAUCCUAGCACUUUGGGAGGCCAAGGUGGGAAGAUCGUUUGAGGCCAAGAGUUUGAGACCAGCCUGGGCAACAUAGC
Messenger RNA from Macaca mulatta (Rhesus monkey), 1156 nucleotides. RefSeq names its product cytochrome b5 type B (gene CYB5B). The record is from RefSeq and is marked provisional. Gene Ontology annotation, molecular function: heme binding. Gene Ontology annotation, cellular component: intracellular membrane-bounded organelle; mitochondrial outer membrane. NCBI's taxonomy places the organism in Eukaryota, Metazoa, Chordata, Mammalia, Primates, Cercopithecidae.